CCAGUGGAAACAGAAAUUUUGUACAGGAAUGUUGAAUAAUAAAACCUGGUCACUUGCUAUUCAUAUUAUGACAGCUUGUUAUCAGUAACCAACAGGUGUUUGUCAAGUGUACACGAAUAAUUUUGAAAUGAAUUUUAAGGCCCAGCCAAAAGGAUUUUCUACGAAAGCAAUUCAUGCUGGUCAGGAUCCAGAUCAAUGGAAGAGCGCUUGUGUAAUACCUCCUAUCUCGUUAAGCACAACAUUUAAGCAGGAUGCACCAGGAGAGCACAGAGGCUUUGAGUAUUCGCGCAGUGGUAACCCGACUCGCAAUGUUUUGGAGACUUGCCUGGCUUCUCUCGAUAACGCGAAAUAUGGCUUGACUUUUUCGUCCGGAUUAGGAGCAACGACUGCUGUAUUGACAAUGCUCAAUAGUGGAGAUCAUAUAAUAAUGGGAGACGAUGUUUAUGGCGGCACAAAUCGAUUGAUAAGACAAGUGGCAUCGCGCUUGGGAAUAUCAGCAACUUUUGUUGAUGCUACUAAUUUGGAAAAUUUUAAGACAGCUUUAAGGUCUGAGACCAAGUUGGUGUGGAUUGAAUCGCCUACAAAUCCCCUUAUUAAAGUGACGGAUAUUAAAACCAUUGCCGAGAUAUGUCAUAAGUUCGGAGACGUUACUGUUGCAGUGGAUAAUACAUUCUUGACGUCAUACUUUCAAAGGCCGCUAGAGCUUGGUGCAGACUUAGUUUGUUAUUCUUUGACUAAAUAUAUGAAUGGUCAUACUGAUGUUGUUAUGGGCGGUAUAACCAUGAACUGUGAAAAACUAUAUUCAAAGCUAAAAUUUUUACAAAACGCCGUUGGAAUUGUACCUUCGCCAUUCGAUUGUUAUCAGGUUAAUCGAAGUCUUAAAACUCUAUCACUUCGCAUGCUUCAACAUCAAAGUAAUGCAAUUUUAGUUGCCAAAUUUCUUGAAUCACAUGAUUUUGUUGAAAAAGUGUUGCACCCAGCUUUACCGUCUCACCCACAUCAUGAAAUUGCUCUAAAACAGACGUAUGGCUAUAGCGGAGUAUUUUCCUUCUAUAUUAAAGGGGGCUUGAAGCAGGCAACAGAAUUUUUGAAAGCUCUGAAAAUAUUUACACUGGCUGAAAGCCUUGGUGGAUAUGAAAGUUUAGCAGAAUUACCAUCAAUUAUGACGCAUGCUUCUGUUCCCAUUGAAGAUCGAAAAUCAUUGGGUAUAACUGAUGCGCUAAUACGCUUGUCAGUUGGCUUAGAGGACUCAGAAGAUUUGAUAAAUGAUUUGAAACAAGGAUUAAGGAAAGCAGCUGAAGCAUAGAUAUUAAACAUUAUAUUAAUUGAUUGUCGUCUAUAUUUCUGAAAU
Molecule: messenger RNA, 1351 nt
Organism: Drosophila busckii
Lineage: Eukaryota; Metazoa; Arthropoda; Insecta; Diptera; Drosophilidae
Gene: Cth
Product: cystathionine gamma-lyase
Exons: 6
Coding region: 128-1306 (392 amino acids)
Biological process (GO): transsulfuration
Cellular component (GO): cytoplasm
Molecular function (GO): cystathionine gamma-lyase activity; pyridoxal phosphate binding
Source: RefSeq, a predicted model, not a curated record